This is a messenger RNA of Baudoinia panamericana UAMH 10762, 528 nucleotides long. RefSeq lists its product as uncharacterized. The transcript has a single exon. The record is from RefSeq and is a predicted model, not a curated record. NCBI's taxonomy places the organism in Eukaryota, Fungi, Ascomycota, Dothideomycetes, Mycosphaerellales, Teratosphaeriaceae. Bases 1 to 528 code for a protein of 175 amino acids.
AUGAUUCUACCACUCUCACCUGCUACCGUGAGUCUGAAUGAUACUGCAUUACCGAGGUACAAUGCUACAAUGAAUGGCACUCGAAGUCACACGCAGCUACAAGCAGCCGAUUACAGCCCGUCUGGUGCGGCCUUCGUUCUCGCCAUUACGCUCUGCGUCGUUACUAUCUGCCUCUGUCUCGCCGGACUUGCGGUGCUUGCUCGAAAGCAGUGGAUACGUCAGCGACAAGCACGGGCAGACACCAGCAAGAGCCGACUAUCAACGUACACACAUCGACUGUCCCGGGCACGGCGUGAGAUCGAUGCCUGCUAUACGAGGCGAUACCGCGGCGUGCUGGCUCACCCGGUGGAGAACCCCGAAAUGGGCAGCGACUCGCCGAUACUGCUCUGGACCGAACCGCGAAUUUGCGAGGCUCCUGCUGUGCCGGCUAAAGGCACGGAAGCGAUAAAUCAGAAUACUGAGACCCGCAGGAAGAGUAGGGGAGUGAGCAUGCUGCUCAACGGUAAGGCGUGGCCGCCAGGGCGAUAG